This is a messenger RNA of Rhineura floridana, 867 nucleotides long. Its product is annotated as olfactory receptor 2T27-like. NCBI's taxonomy places the organism in Eukaryota, Metazoa, Chordata, Lepidosauria, Squamata, Rhineuridae. Gene Ontology annotation, cellular component: membrane. The record is from RefSeq and is a predicted model, not a curated record. Gene Ontology annotation, molecular function: olfactory receptor activity; G protein-coupled receptor activity. Gene Ontology annotation, biological process: G protein-coupled receptor signaling pathway.
AUGUUCUUUUUCACCAUUCAACUUGCUUUCCUUAUUACCUUGUCCAGGAACUGUCUCUUCCUUUUUGCAAUCCAAACCGGACCUGAUUUUCAGACUCCCAUGUACUUCUUCCUCAGCCAGUUGUCCUUCAUGGACAUCUGUCAAAUCUCUGCCAUUGUCCCCAAAAUGUCAGUGGAUUUCUUUAAAAAGAAGAGCAUCAUUUCAUUGGUUGGAUGUGGGUGUCAGAUUUUUUUCACGCUGACAAUGGGAUGAGCAGAAUGUCUCCUGCUGACUCUCAUGUCAUAUGACAGGUAUGUGGCAAUAUGCAAGCCUUUGCAAUAUCCAGUUCUGAUGAGCAGGAGGACCUGCCUAGCCAUGUCAGCCGGCAUCUGGCUCGGUGCUUCUCUUCAUGCUUUGAUACACACGGUUUGUGUGCUCCAACUCCCUUUCUUGGAGUCAAAUAGGAUUAAUCAGUUCUUCUGCACAGUCCCAGCUCUGUUGAAGUUGUCCUGUUCUGAGACAUCCACCUAUGAAAUUGGGAUGUUCCUGGGUGGCAUUGUAAUGCUUCUCAGUCCCCUUUCCAUCAUUCUGGCUUCCUACAUUUCCAUCCUCUUGACCGUCCUCAAAAUGCGAUCUAUUGAAGGAAUGCACAAGGUGUUUGGCACCUGCCUGUCUCAUCUCUGUGUGGUCGGGAUCUUCUUUGGAGCAGCCAGCUUUAAGUAUAUGAGAUCCAGAUCCUACAGAACACCCCAGCAGGAUAAUGUUGUCUCUGUGUUUUGUGACAUUGUGACCCCUAUGCUGAAUCCCCUGAUAUACAGCCUGAGGAACAGAGAUGUGAUGGCUGCACUGAGGAAAAAGAUUGAAAAAUGUACACUGAAUAUAUUGUGA